AGAUUUUUUUCCCUUUUUUUUCUUUAUUCCUUCCAUAACUCAUUUGAGUUUUGAAUAUAAUGGGCUAAUUCUAUGUUGAUAUUUAGCCCACCCAAAUUUUAAGCCCUAAAAGCCCAAUCCUUUUCUUUCUAUCGCCGCCUCCGCUAAGCUCUGGCCUCUGACAUUCCGUCGCCACCCUCUCAGUGUCAUCCCUGAUCUCAGACCGCCAUCGACUCUGUCUCUCUCUCUAACUCUUCUCAGCCUCCAUCGUGUCUGUCUCUAUUUCUCGAACUCAAACCCUAAUCCAAACUAUCAUCUCUUGUCUCUCAGACUCUCAGACUCUGUCUAUCUCUCAAACCCUCGGACGUCGACGGUGGACCAGGCUCACCAACUGCAGUCUGCAACGGACGAACUGCACAAUUAGGUAGGUAGUCUGAUUGAGUAUUCAAGAAUGGAUGAGACCAUGCAAAGCUUAAUUGAGCUUGAGACUGAAGCCGAGCAUCUCCUUUUAGCCCGACACCAGCUGGUUGAAAAUGACAGGGUGAGGAAUGGGAAUAGAGAAGCACUUACAUCUCUGAGGAAGAUAGCUCGGACAACCAAGACUAGUGUUCCAUCUCCUUUUGAGUCGAUAAUGAAGGAGAUUGCGGGGCCUGAAUCAAGACCUUUGGUGAAGGAGGUAUGCCCCACAUGCGGUAACCAUGACUCAAAUGAGCGCACUUGGAUGAUGUUCCCAGGAACUGAUGUCUUUGCAAGGAUUCCAUUCCAUGCUGCCCACACCGUCUUGGAGUCAGAACAAGAACAACUUGACUUCGAUUCUAGAAAGCUACAAAGCAUUGUGAAGGAAAAGUCCCUUUUGAUUUCAGAAAAAGGUGUCCUUGCGGACAAGGUGUCUCCGGGUGUGAUGAAGUCUUUGGUAACCCUGACAGACAAACCAAAGUGAGUUGUGCUUGAUGCAUUGAUAUUCAAUUCCAUUGUAACCUCACAUCCCCUCCCAACUAAGGAUAAAGGAAUGAACAUUAAUCUCUCUGGCAAGCAUUAGUAAGUUAGUAACAUAGCUCUGUAUAGACUAGUGUUGAUAAUUUUCCCACCAGUGUAGCUCUGUGCAAACAACUUCUCAUAAAAUCAGCAUUUUCCUCUAUAAGGGGAAAAGCUAGAAAUUGUUGCAUGCUUUAAUAUGUGGUUACUACUUGUUGAGGGAUGUUUGAACUCGUUGCAUCGCUAUGUUGAGUUUUGACACUUGCAGAAUAGGAAAAAUGCAAUUGUACCGAUGAAAAUGUAUAGGAA
Prunus persica (peach) is the source of this 1263-nucleotide messenger RNA. RefSeq lists its product as uncharacterized. The coding region runs from base 431 to 919 and encodes 162 amino acids. The record is from RefSeq and is a predicted model, not a curated record. Lineage: Eukaryota; Viridiplantae; Streptophyta; Magnoliopsida; Rosales; Rosaceae. The transcript has 4 exons.